Molecule: messenger RNA, 1872 nt
Organism: [Candida] anglica
Lineage: Eukaryota; Fungi; Ascomycota; Pichiomycetes; Serinales; Debaryomycetaceae
Source: the annotation of a GenBank genome assembly
AUGUCAAGAAUCAGAAUAAAUAACAGAAAGAAGAGAGUUAGACUCUUCUCUAUGUUAAUAUCAUUUCUGAUUUCUGUUUUAUUUACCAUUGAAGAUUUGAAAUUUCAAGAGUUGAAAGUUAAAGAUAUAACAUUCCAAGAAAUUGAUUCCUUUUAUGAAACUAAAUUAAACUAUUCAGUAUUAUUGAAUACUUCCUUUAUUUUGCCUGUGACAGAAGGGAUAGUUGCCGAUCAUGACCCAAGAUUGAUGCCUUCACUCUGGCUUGAAGGUAUACACAAAGAAAUACAAAAUAAUAGUUGGAAUCCACAAUUUACAUUACCAUUCAGUUGGGAUUCUUGGCUAGAUCUUUCCAAUAAACUAUCUCAAUAUGAAUAUCAAUCUUGCCGUGAUAUAUCUCGAAUGUUUAAAAUUCGUAAUAUUGAUACUAUUUGCCAAGAGAAUGAUUCGAGAAAGGGUUACAUAUUAAAACCUAACGAUGGCCAUUUUUCAGAACGAGGACGGAGAUUCAUGGGGGCCAGUUAUUUAUUAUAUACCAGUCCCAACCCUAAGAGAUUAUUAUUUUUAAACGUUGGGCCCAAUAAAGAAGGUGUGAUAGUUCCAGUUGAUGAAUUUAGUAAUAAUGAUAAAGUGUAUUUAAUUGAAAAAUAUGCCAAAGAUGUGGCAUUUGUAUCGAUUCAAGACAAGUUAAACAAGUUAAAAUUAGAUGAAGCAAUAUGGCCACAAAUUGUAACUGAUCAACUUGGAAAGUUCCAAUCUAUUACGCCACCGUCACAACUUCAAUUGAAUAUAUCUAAUGUCGAUUUCAUAUCAGACCUCCCCAAUGCUAAUGAUUCUCUUUAUUCAUUAGUAUUAAUGGAUAGUAGAAAGUAUUUCCAUGAAGCAGAAUUGCUUGGAACGUACAUGGGAUCUCAUUUUGAUUGGAGGUUUUUCCAAACACACAGAAUUUCUACAUAUGAUCAUCAGGUGAUAUUACAUCGUUUAACUCGAAGUUGGUUAAGAUUUGCCAACACAAUCGGAAUCCAGACAUGGCUAGCUCAUGGUACUUUAUUAGGAUGGUAUUGGAAUGGACUAACUAUGCCAUGGGAUCUGGACAUGGAUGUACAAGUAAGUAUGAAAUCCUUAAUGAUUUUGGCCCGUCGAUAUAAUCAAACAUUGGUGGUUGAUACUAGUAUUCAAGAUGGUUAUAACGUUGGGUUUGGACAGUACCUUUUGGAUGUAGGACCAACGUUAUUCCAUCGAGAACGUGGGAAUGGGAAUAAUGUGAUUGAUGCAAGGUUUAUAGAUAUCUCCACUGGAGUGUAUGUCGAUAUUACAGCCUUAUCAUUCACUACAGCUCUGAAAAAUGUUAUAUUGAAAAAAGAUCAACCAACGGAAUUCAAAUUGCUAUUGGAAAGUAUAAGCAACCGAGAAGACUCUUCUAAUGUUGAUUCUUAUGAUGAUCUUUGUUCAAUUAGAGGUUCACUUUGGAGAAAUAAAGAGAUAUUUAAUUGUAAGAAUAACCAUUUUUAUACCAUUGAUGAAUUAAACCCAUUGAUCCCUACCAUACAUGAAGGAGAGAUUGCGUUUGUUCCCAAGAAAUAUGAAACUAUUUUAAAAAGAGAAUAUAAGAAUGGGAUCAAUAGUACCGAAUAUCGAGAAUGGGAGUUUAGUAAUGUGUAUAGAAUGUGGAUCACCAAGGUUCAACGUGACAUACAUGAAUUGACUAGUCAAUAUACAAGGUAUUCAAUGUAUACUUGGCAACAUGAAAGAACAGGGAUAGAGCUAAACAAUAGGUCAUAUAUACAACCAUUUCUUAUAGACCCAUAUAUAAUCCAUAGAAGUCGGUUAAUAGAAUGAAAAAAAUUAUGUAUUUAUUAAAGAAAGUUGUAUGAG